This is a messenger RNA of Orbicella faveolata, 1640 nucleotides long. RefSeq names its product CUB and peptidase domain-containing protein 1-like. Lineage: Eukaryota; Metazoa; Cnidaria; Anthozoa; Scleractinia; Merulinidae. Gene Ontology annotation, molecular function: serine-type endopeptidase activity. The record is from RefSeq and is a predicted model, not a curated record.
CAAACAAACAAAUGUUUUCUUUGAUAGAUUGUGGCUCAGUAGUAAACAAUACCAUUAAAAGUCCUGGAUAUCCAAGCUACUACCCUAACAGUAUUGACUGCAAUUAUUCGAUUCCAAUUCCAAACGGUCUGGUUAUGGAAAUUAAUUUUCACGACUUUGUCGUCGAAGAUCAUCGACAUUGUGGGCAUGAUCAUGGAAAUAAAGAGGCUGAUAUAGUACUAAUUAUUUAUAGAUACGACUAUUUGAUAAUCAGCAAUGAAGAUGGCCACACAUUUGGAGUGUACUGUGGUGAUAGAACCGGCAAAAAAGUUCUUGUGACCGGAGACCUCGUCGUAAUAAAAUUCCACUCUGACCGUUCUGCCCCAAGACGAGGAUUCGUCAUGGUGUUUACUGCCGUUUCACUAGGUGAGCUAGCCUGCUAUGCAGGCAUUUUCCGUGUGUUCACGAAUUAUAGCGGUAUUAGCUCGCGAUCGAGUAGAUUCGCCGCCAUGUUGGUUGAGAAAAAGUGGGCGGGAAGGGAGUGGGGGAAGAAGAGGAACAAAAAGCUCCACACCGCACCAUUCAGAGACUCUGUAAUUGGACGAACGGCGUUUCUCGAAGAAACAGUGACCUCCGGCAGGUGUAUUUUUCCUUCCCCUCCCCUUUCCCGUUACUCCUCUUUCAGCCUAACACCCACUCCCUGGAAUGGUACACAAUCAUUGCCUUUGAAAGAGUGUGGAUCAGUGGUAAACAACUCACUGGAAAGUCCCGGAUAUCCAAACAACUAUCCAGACAAUACACACUGUGUUUACGAGGUUCCUAUUCCACAAAACAUGGAGAUUAACAUUUACUUCAGCGACUUUGAAGUGGAGCAGGGUCCAUUUUGCAGCUACGACUAUGUGCAGAUUAUCAAUGACAAAAAUGAGACAAUUGGAGUGUAUUGUGGCUCGCAUACGGGACAGGACCUCCGUUUAAAUGGUCGCCACGUGAUUCUAAUAUUCCAUUCAGACUACAGCCUUCAGGAAAGAGGAUUUCUGAUAGCACUUAGAUUUAGUCCAAUCUUAUUUCAUGUCACAUUGUGUCAUUGUAGCUACGACUAUGUGCAGAUUAUCAAUGACAAAAAUGAGACAAUUGGAGUGUAUUGUGGCUCGCAUACGGGACAGGACCUCCGUUUAAAUGGUCGCCACGUGGUUCUAAUAUUCCAUUCAGACUACAGCCUGCAGGAAAGAGGAUUUCUGAUAGCACUUAGAUUUAGUCCAAUCUGUAAGUAAAAUAAAAAAUGCAGCUUGUUCCUCCUCUGUAGAGAUUUUGAUUUGUUGUUUACGAAGCAUGCUUUGCUAUCCAGUGACAUUCAGAAAGCAGAAAUCGAAUGCGGAAUGAAAUUUGCAGUGAUUAGUAGUUGUUUAGCACCCGAAGUCUCAAUAUACUCAAUAUUCUAGACGAUCGCUUGGGGAUUUUAAAACUGUGACCAAAUAGAGAGGUCCAUACAUCGUAGACUUUCACACACUAACAAAGGCCGCUAAUAAGUGGCAUCUCAGCCAAAAGUGAAGCAACUGUGCAAGGGCGGGGGAGUGCUCCCUCAUAUGGGCUAUAUAGGUAUGUACGGCCCCAAAGGGGAUAGAUUUUCAGCCGUUUUGGUCAGAAAAAGGGUUUCGAUUUAU